AUGAUUAGCGUUAGUCAGAGCGGAGUCGGCGUCGCAUCAUCCACUCUGGACUUUGGAUCUGAUCUGGGGUAUCUCUCUGAUCUCUCUGAUCAUCUCCUCUCCUCUCCUCCCUCCUCCCUCCUCCUCAUCCUGUUCAACCCAGGGGUAUUCGGGCCGGAGAACCAGAAUCGACCAGUGGCACCUCUGUACCUCCCCCGACUAGUCACAGUUUGCGUCAUACUGGCGCGCAGCAACCGCAGCUCCCACCCGGAACUUUCGCCUCAAUCCCCCCCAGGUCAUCGGCCAACCCACUUUUCUACCAUGAUUGCCGCCACAAAGCGCAAAGUCCUUGAUGGACUCAACAGGAGAUACAUCUACGGUCGCGUGGUAGGCCUUCCCUCCUCUCUCCCGGGGCUGUCAAGUUCUGCUCUGCUGUCAACUUUUACCCUGGAUAUACCCGCGCUCACCCGGUGUGCCCUUCUAUUCUAG
Penicillium waksmanii is the source of this 468-nucleotide messenger RNA. RefSeq lists its product as uncharacterized. The coding region runs from base 1 to 468 and encodes 155 amino acids. Lineage: Eukaryota; Fungi; Ascomycota; Eurotiomycetes; Eurotiales; Aspergillaceae. The transcript has a single exon. The record is from RefSeq and is a predicted model, not a curated record.